Molecule: messenger RNA, 2370 nt
Organism: Sorex araneus (European shrew)
Lineage: Eukaryota; Metazoa; Chordata; Mammalia; Eulipotyphla; Soricidae
Gene: PLAU
Product: plasminogen activator, urokinase
Exons: 11
Coding region: 170-1498 (442 amino acids)
Biological process (GO): regulation of cell adhesion mediated by integrin; plasminogen activation; fibrinolysis
Molecular function (GO): serine-type endopeptidase activity
Source: RefSeq, a predicted model, not a curated record
CCCGCGCCGAGCACCGGCAGCCCUGAGUCGAGAGCCGAGAGCCCAGAGCAGAGAGCCCAGCUCCCUCCUGUCUUUCGGUGUCGACUGGUUCCUGCCCAACGGAACCGACAGGGUUCGGCGCGCCUCCCGCUGCAGCUCGAGCGCACGCUAGAGCGCCAGUGUCCAGGCCAUGAGGGUCCCGCUGGCCAGCCUGCUCGUCUGCUCCCUGGUCGUGAGCCACUCCCAGGGUGCGCAUGGAUAUCGACGGAGGUCCCAUUCAACGGACUGUGGCUGUCUGAACGGAGGCACCUGUGUGUCCUACAAGCAUUUCUCCUACAUUCGUGGCUGCCUCUGUCCAAGCAAAUUCGAAGGAGAGCACUGUGAGAUAGACACAUCAAAAACCUGCUACCACGGGAAUGGCCACAGGUACCGAGGGAAGGCGGACACGGACAUCAUGGGCCGGCCCUGCCUGGCCUGGAACUCUCCGGCUGUCCUGAAGAACACGUACCAUGCCCACAGACAUGAUGCAGUUCAGCUGGGCCUGGGGAAGCACAAUUUCUGCAGGAACCCUGACAAUCAGAGAUGGCCAUGGUGCUAUGUGCAGGUGGGCCUAAAGCAGCUGGUCCAGGAGUGCAAGGUGCAAGACUGCUCCGCAGGAAGAAGGCUUUUCUCGACGCCUGCAGUGAAGCCAGAGUUCCACUGUGGCCAGAAGUCUCUGAGACCCCGCUUUAAGAUCGUUGGCGGGGAUCACACCUACAUUGAGAACCAGCCUUGGUUCGCGGCCAUCUUCCGGCGCCACCGCAGUGGCUCGGUCACCUACUUGUGUGGUGGCAGCCUCAUCAGGCCGUGCUGGGUAGUCAGUGCCACACAUUGCUUUGUUAAUAACCCGCAGAAGGAAGACUACAUUGUCUACCUGGGUCGGUCAAUGCUCUACUCCGCGACCCCCGGGGAGGAGAAGUUUGAGGUGGAAGAGCUCAUCUUGCACGAGAACUACAGCGCAGACACGCUGGCUCACCACAAUGAUAUCGCCUUGCUGAAGAUCAGGUCAAGCCUGGGCCGGUGCGCACAGCCAUCGCGCUCAGUACAGACCAUCUGCCUGCCCCCGCUCUAUGGCGACAGCCGCUUUGGCACAAGCUGCGAGAUCACCGGCUUUGGAAAAGAGGAUCCCUCUGACUAUAUGUACCCAGAGCAGCUAAAGAUGACUGUUGUGGAGCUGAUCUCCCACUCAGAGUGUCAGCAGCCCCACUACUAUGGCUCUGAGGUCACCAGCAAAAUGCUGUGUGCUGCCGAUCCACAGUGGGAAACGGAUUCCUGCCAGGGAGAUUCAGGGGGGCCGCUGGUCUGUUCCAUCCAAGGCCGCCUGACUCUGACCGGCAUUGUGAGCUGGGGCAGUGGAUGUGCCAUGAAGAACAAGCCGGGUGUCUACACCAGGGUCUCACGCUUCCUCUCCUGGAUCCAGACUCACACCAGGGACGACGAGCUGGGCUGGGCCUGGUCCUCUGAGGCCCGCAGGAGCUGAGGGAAGACACGAGCACCAGUCGUUCCCCACUGACAGUCAGACAGUCAUUCCUGACGAGGGGCCUCCCCCCCAGUCAGAACUGAGGAAGGUUGACUUGGGGCGCCCCCUGGGGAGCGAUUCCCUUUAGCCCAGAUCCAAGGCCUGGGUGCUGGCUGCCCAGCCCCGCCGCCUGCCUGGCCAGGAUGGAGGGGCAGGCCUGACCUGUGGUGGUAUUGACCUUCCUCAGGAAGGAGACCCCCUUGGAUCUCCAUGGCGUCUCCUCACCCGGGAGGAAGAAGAGCUGACUCCUCCCUGUGGAGGGUGUUCUCGUGGCCUGCUGUGGGGAAACGGACCGUUUCCCAACUAGGAAGUGUAGCAGAACUGAGGUCUCGUGAGGGAGCUUGGCCAACGUGGGAACAGCGCUUUGGGGAGGGAAGAGCCCAGUGACUGAGGGAGGAACGCUGACAUUCCGUGAAUGUAUCGGGAACUGUGUGUGUGUUUACACACGUGUUGUGCGUGGGCUGUGUCUGUGUGAGGAGGGGCUGGGUCAGGCUGCAAGCCUCACUCUUCCCUUCAGCCCUGUGACCUGUCUGGAGAGGUCAUAGGUCAACUCUGGGCCUCCAGGUGCUGAAGCCCGGGAAAGUUUAUUCUGGUCCACAGCCCGCGACCGGCACUCUGCGCCUAUCCACUUCCACACCCACGACCCAUUUUUGUGGCCAGUUACCGCUUCAGACCUCCCAGCCUAGUUCAUACCAUCCUCGCUGAGUGGGGUCAGUACCACUUCUGUACACUGAAUAUUUAAUAAUUCUAUUCCACUAUUUUUAUUUAUAUCUAUUUUUUUUAUAAUUUUGAGUAUCAUUAAAGGUGAUCAUUAAAGACGAUUUUCUUUUUCC